Molecule: messenger RNA, 1807 nt
Organism: Salmo salar (Atlantic salmon)
Lineage: Eukaryota; Metazoa; Chordata; Actinopteri; Salmoniformes; Salmonidae
Source: RefSeq, a predicted model, not a curated record
CUAGUGAAGGGAAUCCUGAAGGUUCAGUUCAGUCUCAACCAGACGUUCAACUCAGAUCUUUCCAACCCGUCCUCUUCAGCAUUCAAGAAUCUGUCUACCAACGUGGUCACUAAUGUGAACAAGGUUUAUGCUGGGACGCCAGGAUUCAAUCGUUCUAUUGUCAACUCAUUCAGGAAUGGAUCUGUAGUUACCGACAUGACCCUCGUGUUCGACAAGCAGUCUUCGGUUCCCAGCUCAAGCAGCGCACAGACAAUUCUCACCAACAGUUCCACCUCCCUGAACAUUCUACCAGGCAGCAUCAGGGUUGAUGUUGCCACAACCACUCCUGCAGCAGCUGUUACCACCACCACUCCUGCAGCAGCUGUUACCACCACCACUCCUGCAGCAGCUGUCACCACCACCACUCCUGCAGCAGCUGUCACAACCACCACUCCUGCAGCAGCUGUCACAACCACCACUCCUGCAGCAGCUGUUACCACCACCACUCCUGCUGUCGCAUCAACUGACCCUCCAUCUUCUAGUGAAGGAAUCCUGAGUCUUCGGUUCAGUCUCAACCAGACGUUCAACUCAAAUCUUUCCAACCGGUCAUCUUCAGAGUUCAAGACUCUGUCUGCCAACGUGGUCACUAAUGUGAACAAGGUUUAUGCUGGGACGCCAGGAUUCAAUCGUUCUAUUGUCAACUCAUUCAGGAAUGGAUCUGUAGUUACCGACAUGACCCUCGUGUUCGACAAGCAGUCUUCGGUUCCCAGCUCAAGCAGCGCACAGACAAUUCUCACCAACAGUUCCACCUCCCUGAACAUUCUACCAGGCAGCAUCAGGGUUGAUGUUGCCACAACCACUCCUGCAGCAGCUGUUACCACCACCACUCCUGCAGCAGCUGUCACCACCACCACUCCUGCAGCAGCUGUCACCACCACCACUCCUGCAGCAGCUGUCACAACCACCACUCCUGCAGCAGCUGUUACCACCACCACUCCUGCUGUCGCAUCAACUGACCCUCCAUCUUCUAGUGAAGGAAUCCUGAGUCUUCGGUUCAGUCUCGACCAGCCGUUCAACUCAAAUCUUUCCAACCCGUCCUCUUCAGAGUUCAAGACUCUGGCUUUCAAAGUGCAAUCUGAAGUGAACAAGGUUUUUGCUGGGACCCCAGGCUUCCGUCGUUGCAAGGUCAACUCAUUCAAGAGAGGAUCUGUAGUUACCGACAUGACCCUUGUGUUCGACAAGCAGUCUUCGGUUCCCAGCUCAAGCAGCGCACAGGCAAUUCUCACCAACAGUCCCACCUCCCUGGGCAUUAUACCAGGCACCAUCAGUUUCGGGUCAUCAACCACAUCAGGAAGUGCUCCCCGACCCACUGCCUUCACUCUGGCUGCCUUGCCUCUCAGUUUGGCUCUGUUAAUGGUACAGCUGUUGGCUAGCUAAUAGCCUGGGGCAUAGCUGCUGUGGCUCUGCUAGCUGCUAGGCUAGCUAAUAGCCUGGGGCAUAGCUGCUGUGGCUCUGCUAGCUGCUGGCUAACCAAUAGCCUGGGACAUAGCUGCUCUGGCAUUGGUUUAACCAAUCAAUGGUUUCCCAGCUCUCAUAGAUACAGCCUUAAAGCUAGAAUCCUUAGUUGCUACACCCAUUUUUGACCAAUAAAUUAAUUAUAUCUACCCAUUGAUUCUAGAAGAAUGUAACAUAUGAAUGCCUCAUGAGUUUAGCUCAACUGUCGUACCCCAUCAGAACCCAAAAUAUAAGCUUGUUUUACUCCAAUGUUUCUAAACAAUGCAAACAAACACUGUAUAGCUUUAAAACAUUAUUAAAACUAUAAUUCUGA